Molecule: messenger RNA, 1551 nt
Organism: Tetrapisispora phaffii CBS 4417
Lineage: Eukaryota; Fungi; Ascomycota; Saccharomycetes; Saccharomycetales; Saccharomycetaceae
Gene: RRB1
Product: ribosome biosynthesis protein RRB1
Exons: 1
Coding region: 1-1551 (516 amino acids)
Molecular function (GO): protein binding
Source: RefSeq, a predicted model, not a curated record
AUGUCAAAGAGAUCUGCUUAUGACGAAGAUGAAGCUAGAAACGUCACAUCAAAAACUGUUUCAGGUAACGGUCCAACUACCGUAGUUGAAUCCGAAGAUGUUGCAAUGGAAGGUCAACUUGAAGAUCAAUUCAGUGAUGAAUUUGAAAGUGAUGGUGAAAUCAUUGAAUUAGACGAUGAUGAUGAUGAAGAGGAUGCAGAUCUAAAUGCUGAGGAAUAUUUUGAAAAGAAACAAAAGAAAGCUGAAGAAAUUUUGUUAAAAGAAAAUGAAGAGGCUAAAGAGAGUUCUGGUCCACAAUUGUAUUUACCAAAUAUUUCUCGUCCAUUAGGUCCUGAUGAAGUGUUAGAGGCUGAUCCAACUGUCUAUGAAAUGUUGCAUAAUGUUAAUUUACCAUGGCCAUGUUUAACCUUGGAUAUUAUUCCAGAUAAUUUAGGCUCCGAACGUAGAAAUUAUCCUCAAUCCAUCUUAAUGACUACGGCUACUCAGGCAUCUAAAAAGAAAGAUAAUGAGUUGAUGGUACUAAAAUUAUCACAUUUAACUAAAACUUUGGUUAAAGAUGAUGAUAAUGUAGAUAAUGAAGAUGAUGAUGAAGAUGAUGACGAAGCUGGAGAACCAAUUUUAGAAAAUGAAAGUUUACCAUUAAGAGACACUACAAAUAGACUUCGUAUUUCUCCAUAUGCCACUGUUCAACAAGAAAUUUUGACCUCUACAAUGAGUGAAAAUGGUGAGGUUUUUAUUUAUGAUUUAACACCACAGACUAGAGCUUUUGAAACACCAGGUUAUCAAAUUCCAAAAACUGCUAAAAGACCAUUACACACAAUUAGAAACCAUGGUAAUGUCGAAGGAUAUGGUUUGGAUUGGUCACCUUUAAUUAAAACUGGUGCCUUAUUAACAGGUGACUGUUCUGGUAUGGUGUAUCUAACACAAAGACAUACCUCUAAGUGGGUAACCGAUAAGACUCCUUUUACUGUUGGUAACAAUAAAUCUAUAGAAGAUAUCCAAUGGUCUCGUACAGAAUCAACAGUCUUUGCGACGGCAGGAUGUGAUGGUUAUAUUAGAAUAUGGGAUACCAGAUCUAAAAAACACAAACCUGUCAUUUCAACCGUAGUCUCCAAUACAGAUGUCAACGUUAUUAGUUGGAAUGAAAAAAUGGGAUAUUUAUUAGCAAGUGGGGAUGAUAAAGGUACAUGGGGUAUUUGGGAUCUAAGACAAUUUUCUCCAAACUCUGAAAAAGCUCUUCCAGUGGCUCAAUACGACUUCCAUAAAGGUGCUAUCACAUCGAUUAGUUUCAAUCCUUUGGAUGAAUCCAUAGUUGCAGUAGCCUCUGAAGACAACACUGUUACUUUAUGGGAUUUGUCCGUCGAAGCUGAUGAUGAAGAAAUCAAACAACAAAAGGCAGAAAUAAAGGAAUUAGAGCAAAUCCCACCACAACUAUUAUUUGUUCACUGGCAAAAAGAAGUCAAAGACGUUAAAUGGCAUAAGCAAAUUCCAGGUUGUUUGGUGAGUACUGGUACUGAUGGUUUGAAUGUUUGGAAGACUAUCAGUGUUUAA